AUAACGGCUUCCUCCUCUCUCCAACAACGUCGUACAGUCAUGAUUUGCUCUCAUUCGCCGUAGAAAUCCCCAUUUCUCCGUCAAGGACCUUAAUGAUGCUACCUACACGGUCUGCACUCCAUAUUCGACGAUACUCUCCAAAAAUGACCACUACGACACCAACGCUGCUGCGUCUACCAGUCCCUGCUCUCCGUAAAACGCUAGACAAAUACCUAACAUCCUUAGAGCCCUUUUUGCUAGAAGAUGCCUCCAAGAAAGGGCUGGAUGAUGAUGCUCUCGAUGCGUCUCGUCGACUUCGUGCUCAGUGGGCUGAUGAAUUUGCAUCAGGUGUAGGAAAACUCUGUCAGGAUAGACUGCUGGAACUUGACAGAGCAUCUCCGAACAACUGGCUGGAUGACAAUUUUUGGAUGAACAACGCGUAUAUGGAAUGGAGAGCUCCGUUGCUCAUCAAUUCCAAUUGGUGGCUUGCUUUCGAGGACGAUGCGAACAUUCCUGUAUCGGAAAAGGAACGAAAAGAUGGCCACUUCAAGACUGGGUUCUCCAGAUGGCAGAUUAAGAGAGCGGCUUGGUUGCUUCAUCGAAUAUUAGAGUUCAAAAUCAAACUUGAAACGCAGGAGUUAUACCCGGAUACUACGCGGACAGGUAUCUGGCUAAGAGAAAGCACAUCAAAAAUGUUUAACGUUGCGCGGAUACCGAAGCAUUCUUGCGACAUCUUAUCACCUGUACCUCUACCGACGGAUCCAUUCGCCUAUAACAUCGUAGUUAUGGUACACGGAUGGUUCUACAGAGUCUCUGUCAUGGAGUCGCCUUCCGUUUCGAUGGACGUUGGCCAUUUGGCGCGAUACCUAGAAGCUGUUGUUUCGGAUGCUGAACAGCGACUGAUCGAUGGCGAAGAACCGGUUUCCAUCGGACUUUUGAGUGCAGAUGAUCGUGACAAAUGGUCAGAAAACUUCGAACAUCUUCUUGCUCUUUCUGAGUCCAACAAAAUGGUACACACAACACUGUCGAAUUCGCUCAUGGUACUGAGCCUUGACAACGAAAUUUAUGAAGACCCUACAUCACCGAACCCAUCAACGAAAGAAUAUUCUUUCAACUCCCACCUCCAUGUCAUUCGUUCGACAGCAAGCAACGUUGGUAACAGAUGGUUUGAUAAAGCUUUCACCCUCGUCGUUGACCCCGCAGCGCGUUCUGGCGCCAUGGGCGAGCACUCUCCAUGCGACGCCUUAGUUCCAAGCAUUGUCGCCGAGUAUGGAAUUAUCCAAGGUAUCAAUGGAUCUCAUUUCGAGAAUGAUUCCUCUCUUCCAUCACGAGGCCAGAGGUGGGACCGGCUAGACUGGGUUGUCGACGACUUCAUCAAGGAAGAGUGUGGUAUGGCGAAGAAACGUGCCGAGAGGAUCAUUGAGGACUCGGAUGAUAGUGUUUUCUGGUUCUCGGAUUAUGGGGUAGACUGGAUCAAGGGAGUCGCGAAAUUGGCUCCUGACGCGUUCAUACAGAUGGCGCUGCAAGUGACAUGGUACAAGAUGCGGGGACAAUUCACCGCGACGUAUGAGACUGCGCUGACACGGAUGUUUGACAAAGGACGAACAGAAACUAUCCGGACGCUGACCCGAGAGAGUCGUGCAUUCUGCUUGGCGAUGGUUGAUGGUCGUGUAACGGCAGAAUCCAAACGCGCUGCACUUGAGUCAGCUAUCAAAGUACAUACCAGAUUAACCCGUGAAGCUGCAACGGGCAAAGGGAUUGAUCGCCAUCUUAUGGGUCUACGGCUGAUGCUAUGCCCAGAGCUUCGAGAACAUACACCACUCUUUGAGGAUCCAUUAUUUGGACAGAGUUCAUGCUGGAAGCUGUGUACGAGUGGGCUUAGUGCUGGUCACCUCUUUCGGGGUACAGGAUUUGGUGCAAUAUAUGAGGAUGGUUAUGGUAUAAACUAUCUUGCUGGAUCUAGUAUGAUAAAGUUUGGGAUUGAAUCCAAAUUUUCUAAUUCUCUUACAUCUACAUCUGCUUUUAUAUCUACUCUUGCUGAUGCUCUUAGAAGUAUGCAGAAUAUCUUUUGUUUAGAUAUACAUUCAGAAAAUGUUGCUAGGACUCAUUUAUAAUUGUCUUAUUUGAUGUAUAGAUCAAG
Messenger RNA from Guyanagaster necrorhizus, 2119 nucleotides. RefSeq names its product acyltransferase ChoActase/COT/CPT. The record is from RefSeq and is a predicted model, not a curated record. The coding region runs from base 144 to 2093 and encodes 649 amino acids. Gene Ontology annotation, molecular function: acyltransferase activity. Lineage: Eukaryota; Fungi; Basidiomycota; Agaricomycetes; Agaricales; Physalacriaceae. The transcript has 9 exons.